Messenger RNA from Passer montanus (Eurasian tree sparrow), 1225 nucleotides. RefSeq names its product CLK4-associating serine/arginine rich protein-like. The record is from RefSeq and is a predicted model, not a curated record. The transcript has 8 exons. The annotation marks the transcript as partial. Lineage: Eukaryota; Metazoa; Chordata; Aves; Passeriformes; Passeridae.
UGCUCAUUCCAGGGGGAAAAUCCCAUGGGAUCCUCACCCUGGAAUCACCCUCAGAGCUGGAUAAAUCCCAAUUUCCCCCAAAAUGAAAUUUAACUUUUUACUCCAUCAACCCAAAGAAAAUUCAGCUUUUUUGGGGAACCGCUGUUUCCUUUUUUUUGCUGAAGGAAAGGGGGGAAUUCUGACCAUUCUGGGUGGGAAUUCCAGGAUUUUUCCUGUUUCCAAUCUUGGUUUUUCCUGGCAGGAUGCCCUGGCAGGGGGACACCAACAACAUGAUCGACAGGUUCGACGUCCGUGCUCACCUGGAUUUCAUCCCCAUGUACACCCCGGCCCUGCUCAGCCCCACGUCACCGGAGCAGGAGUCGGACGAGCGCAAAUGCAACUACGAGCGGUACCGGGGCCUGGUGCAGAACGACUUCGCUGGCAUCUCGGAGGAGCAGUGCCUGUACCAGAUCUACAUCGACGAGCUCUACGGGGGCCUGCAGAAACCCAACGAGGAUGAGAAGAAAAAGCUGGCGGAAAAAAAGGCUUCCAUAGGCUACACCUACGAGGACAGCACGGUGGAGGAGCUGGAGAAUUCCCUGGAAAAACGAGCCGGGGACGAGGAGGACUCCGAGGAAGACUCCAACACCGACGAGGACGAAGUGAUCCCGGACAUCGACGUGGAGGUGGACGUGGAUGAGCUGAACCAGGAGCAAGUGGCCGACCUGAACAAGCAGGCCACCACCUACGGCAUGGCCGAGGGGGAUUUCGUCAGAAUUUGGGAUCUUCCCCCAAACCCCGACGAGCUCUACGGGGGCCUGCAGAAACCCAACGAGGAUGAGAAGAAAAAGCUGGCGGAAAAAAAGGCUUCCAUAGGCUACACCUACGAGGACAGCACGGUGGAGGAGCUGGAGAAUUCCCUGGAAAAACGAGCCGGGGACGAGGAGGACUCCGAGGAAGACUCCAACACCGACGAGGACGAAGUGAUCCCGGACAUCGACGUGGAGGUGGACGUGGAUGAGCUGAACCAGGAGCAAGUGGCCGACCUGAACAAGCAGGCCACCACCUACGGCAUGGCCGAGGGGGAUUUCGUCAGGUAUGGCCCAGAAAAACCUCGGGAAGAGCCGGGAUUCUACCCCAAAACCACCCCGGGGAGAGCUCCUGCUUUUCCUUGGCAUUUUGGCUCGGGAAUCUCAUCUUCCCUUAGGAUUUUCUCCUGGAAAUCCCAUUUUUCCCGGGGAUUUUG